Engraulis encrasicolus (European anchovy) is the source of this 3994-nucleotide messenger RNA. RefSeq names its product protein tyrosine phosphatase non-receptor type 6 (gene ptpn6). Bases 1553 to 3319 code for a protein of 588 amino acids. The record is from RefSeq and is a predicted model, not a curated record. Gene Ontology annotation, biological process: cell differentiation; mitotic cell cycle; intracellular signal transduction. The transcript is spliced from 16 exons. Gene Ontology annotation, molecular function: non-membrane spanning protein tyrosine phosphatase activity; phosphotyrosine residue binding. Lineage: Eukaryota; Metazoa; Chordata; Actinopteri; Clupeiformes; Engraulidae. Gene Ontology annotation, cellular component: cytoplasm.
ACGCUGUACGACAGUACGCAGUACGCUUGGUUGGAUUGGUCUCUGCUUUGUGUGUGUGUGUGUGUUUGUGUGCGUAUAUGUGUUUCUGUCCCUCUUUCUGUGUUUGGUGCAGAAUGAGGAAGUGCUGUUGAGGUUGAACUUUGAGCUUUGGCAGAUAAUGGAGGAUCUUACUUGACUGCCUCUCACGCAGUGGAGAAGAGAGAGCGAGAGAGGCACAGAUCGAUAGAAACAGAGAGAGAGAGAGAAAGAGAGAGAGGGAGAGCAACAGAGUCAGACACAGAGAGACAUAGACCGAGAAUGAGAUAGAGAUAGAGAAAGGGAAAGGAGGAAUCGAAAUGAAAAAGAACAGAAAAGUAGCCCAAGAGACCGUGAGAGGUUCUGUUUUUGUGUGACCAGUGUCAUUUCAUUUCCAUGGCAGUCAGCAGCGUUAUGCAAACUCUGAAGUUCCCCACCAAGAACCUGUGCAAGAGGGGACUGUCACACCACUGUUUUUUUUUAAUUCCUUCCUUCAUUUCAUCUCUUCUCUUCCCCUCUUCAAUGUCUUCUGUAUUUUUUUUCUACAGUCUGGGCAGGUUUUCUGCGUGGCGUCUUUGGGGGGGUUGUAGAAGAAAGCCAGACAUUUUGAUGGGCAGGUGCUCGAAAAGGGGUGAGGGUCAUGUGGAACUUCUAGCUGCCUUUCUAGGCUAUAGAGUCUGUAUAUUAUAUCUGGGCAAUAUUGGUCCAUGGUCCAUCAGGGACCAUGUUGGAAAUAAGUGUUUACGCUUUUACAUGUUAUCCCUUGGAUACCUUAUGUCUUCCUAUAUCCAUAAACAAACCAAACCAAACCAAUAUUGUCACAUGCUUUUGAUUGUCAAGCAUUUAUAGAUGAUCAUGUCAACAUGGACUACAGUACAUUGACAAAAAAAAAAAUCACUUUCACAAAGGGGCAUUUUUUUGUCCAGUAAGGCAAACGGGCGCAGGUGUUUUAGCACCACCUCAUCGCUAUCUGUGCACGCCUAGAUGUCAGUUUUGGUGGCUAAGAGAACGAGUGAGCGUGUUGUAUACUACGUACGCAUGCGAGUGUGUUAUUUUUGAGCUCUGAAAGAGGGAACUGAAGACGGCUGCAGACAAAAGAGCGACAGAACAAAAAAAGGAGCAUAGACCAGAACAACAGAACUACGUAGGAGAGGUCUCACCCUCAUCCAUCUCCUCUGCUGCCCUGCACUGCUCUGUGCUGCCAGUGUCGAGAGAGAGAGAGAGAGAGAGAGAGAGAGAGAGAGAGAGAGAGAGAGAGAGAGAGAGAGAGAGAGAGAGAGAGAGAGAGAGAUUGGGGUUGUCAGAUCUUCUGCAAGUCGGCCUUGUUUCUUCACCCUAUACGCUCUGUGAGACGACUGAAAGGAAGGAAGACAUUUGACGCAAAGUGAAAUAGUGAGAGACACAGCCACAGAGAGAGAGAGAGAGAGAGGAAGAGGGGGUCAGAGGGAGGGCCGGGUGCAGACGUACGUAUAAAGAGCAAAGAGAUCACUUCUUCACGGAGGAGCUGAAAAGAGUGUGACACAGAGGAAAGGCAGACAUGGUUCGGUGGUUCCAUAGAGACUUGUCUGGCAUAGACGCGGAGAGUAUCCUGAAGUCGAGAGGCGUCCAUGGCAGCUUUCUGGCCCGGCCCAGCAAGAAGAACCAGGGGGAUUUCUCACUGUCCGUCAGGGUUGGUGAUGCGGUGACCCAUAUACGCAUCCAGAACACGGGCGACUUCUACGACCUGUACGGGGGCGAGAAGUUUGCCACGCUGUCCGAGCUGGUGGACUACUACACAGCCGACAACGGCAUCCUGCAGGACAAGGACGGCACUAUCAUCGAGCUCAAGUACCCCCUGAACAGCUCCGACCCCACCUCAGAAAGAUGGUAUCACGGCCACCUGUCAGGGCCAAACGCAGAGAAGCUGCUGAGGGAGAGAGACGAGCCCGGAACCUUCCUGAUGCGAGAGUCCCUCUCCAAACCGGGAGACUUCGUCCUCUCAGCACUCACCGACGAGCCCAGCAAAUCAGGAGGGAAGAGGGUCUCGCACAUCAAGAUCAUAUGCCAGAAUGACAGAUACACGAUUGGUGGAGCGGAGGCAUUCGACUCCCUGCUUGAUCUGGUGGAGCAUUUCAAGAAGAAGGGCAUCGAGGAGGUGUCCGGAGCCUGGGUGCACCUGCGGCAGCCAUACUACUCCACGCGUGUGAAUGCGGCGGACAUCGACAGCCGGGUGAAGCUGCUGGACCAGACGGCAGAGGGAGAGUCCCAGGAAGGAGGGGCCGACAAGAAGAUCAAAGCGGGAUUCUGGGAAGAGUUUGACGCCCUGCAGAAGAUGGAGGCGAAGGCCAAGAAGAGUCGUAAUGAGGGCAUGAGGCCGGAGAACAAGAGCAAGAACCGCUACAAGAACAUCCUGCCCUUUGAUGAGACCAGAGUGAUUCUCCAAACCGGUGACCCCAACGUGGUGGGCUCAGAUUACAUCAAUGGCAAUUACGUAAUGAACAAGUUGCGAGAGCCCGGAGACCAGAAGAUGUACAUCGCCUGCCAGGGGUGCCUGCUCACCACCGUCGGCGACUUCUGGCAGAUGGUCUGGCAGGAGGGGUCAAGGGUCAUCGUCAUGACAACAAGGGAGGUGGAAAAGGGACGGAAUAAGUGUGUGCCCUACUGGCCAGAAAAUGGAGAGACCAAACCAUGGGGGGCAUUCUUGCUGACCGGCGUGUCGGAGAGAGACGCCACAGAUUACAAGAUCCGCGUUGUGGAGUUAGCGCCUAUGGACCAGUCGGAGCCUGCGCGGCGUAUCUGGCAGUACCAGUAUCUGAGCUGGCCCGAUCACGGCGUGCCCCAGGAGCCGGGCGGCGUGCUCAGCUUCCUCACGCAGGUCAACUCCAAACAGAUGGAGUUCCCCUCCGCUGGACCCAUGAUCAUCCACUGCAGUGCGGGCAUUGGUCGUACUGGCACUAUCAUAGUGAUUGACAUGUUGGUGGACACCAUAGACACUAAAGGUCUGGACAGUGACAUAGACAUCCAGAAGUGUAUCCAGAUGGUGCGGGAGCAGCGGUCGGGCAUGGUGCAGACGGAGGCCCAGUACAAGUUCAUCUACCUGGCUGUCAGCCACUACAUCGAGGCCACCAAGACCAAGCUCCAGGCCUGCCAGGAGACGGACACAGAGUAUGGCAACCUGAACCUCAGGCCACAGCACCCCAAGGCCAGCCGCAAGGUCUCCAAGAACAAAGAAGAGGUCUAUGAGAACUUUGGAGCGAAAGGAAAGAAGGACGUGAAGAAGCAGAAAUCGGAAGAAAAGAAGACCGGAUCUGUCAGGAAAAGAUAAAAUUAAAAAAACACAAGCUGAUAUGUGAAUACAAAAUAGAUUUGAAGGGAAAAAGGAAUGUCUUUGUACAGAAAGGUUGUAUUGAAAUAGGAUUCGGGACAGCGUUUAAGCAUUUUGGAGACGCGACUUUGAUUACAAAAGCUAUACAGUACAUGAGCGAUGAACGGGACAAGUAAGCCAGUUCACUUUGGUGGGCAAAUCUAGACCGAAAACUGUAAACAAGUCAUCCGCAGCAAUGGUGGAGAAGCGACAGACCUAUUUUAGAUAACGUUGACGUAGUUGUGAAACUGAUAACAGGAGCCCUUCGUCAUUUGUUUUGUCAAGGAAUUGAAGUCCGGACGUCUUCCGUUACCAGAUUUACAACUAGCUUUAGGCUACUUAAAGUAGGUGUAAGUUAUAAUUCAUUCACCUGCAGUAAAGCCACUGGGCCCUUAAGCUGAUUCAGUUGUAUCGUGUACACAGUGGGGCAACACUUUUUGGUACAGUUGCCUACGUCAUUGUGAAUUAACUUAUAAAUGUUUGGAUGUUUUUGCUUUGCUUUGCACCUGUGACGGUUCUAAGGGAACAUGAUUAAACAUAUCCUGGCUCUGUGUAUGUGUGUGACCCAGUGGAACCUCUUUUUGUGAUAUGGAUUUGCAGCAAAAUAAAUAAAUAAAUAAAAACAUAUUUCAUUUA